Sipha flava (yellow sugarcane aphid) is the source of this 1735-nucleotide messenger RNA. RefSeq names its product serine/threonine-protein kinase STK11-like. The record is from RefSeq and is a predicted model, not a curated record. Lineage: Eukaryota; Metazoa; Arthropoda; Insecta; Hemiptera; Aphididae. Gene Ontology annotation, biological process: protein phosphorylation; glucose homeostasis; intracellular signal transduction. The transcript is spliced from 7 exons. The coding region runs from base 312 to 1565 and encodes 417 amino acids. Gene Ontology annotation, cellular component: cytoplasm. Gene Ontology annotation, molecular function: protein kinase activator activity; ATP binding; protein serine/threonine kinase activity.
CAGUGUCAACAAUGUAAGUACGGUGAUAAUACGGAUUUCAACAUCUCCACAACUUCGUCCCGUUGAUGGUAUUGUUUUUCAACCGAACCAUUCAUAUCCGAUCACUCCGUGCUCGCUCGCAUUGUUAAUAUUUCUUGGUUCGUUUCACGCAUUCGGUUCCGUUAAACGAGUAUUUUGCAUGAUUAUCAACACGACGAACAAAUCUAACGCAAAUAUAUAAAUAAAACUGCAAUAAUCACCUGACUAACAUUAAUUGUAGCUGCUUGUAUUAUAGUAACUAUUGGCCGAUAGAAAUGGUGUGAAAAUAAGAGAUGAUGGGAGAGAGGGAUUUUGUGCCGACCACCGCCGCAGAAGAUAAUGAGGACGUGUUCAAAGACUUGAUAUUGAACGUACCCGCCGAUUGGUCGGCCACAAAUUGUCUUCCCACUGGCCUUUUCAAUUCAUUUGAUCCUGAUGAAGUGGUGUACCGGUCGCAAAAGAAACCAUGCAAAAUGGUCGGUAAAUACAUUAUGGGUGAUUUGUUAGGCGAAGGCAGUUACGGAAAAGUCAAAGAAGUUCUGGAUUCUGAGACGCUUGUACGCCGUGCUGCUAAAAUAUUAAAAAAGAAAAAACUCAAACGGAUACCAAACGGAGAAAAAAAUGUGCUCAAUGAAAUUCAACUUUUGAAGACAUUGAGGCAUUUAAAUGUCAUAGAAUUAGUAGAUGUGAUAGUGAAUGAUGAAAAAGAAAAGAUGUAUCUUCUCAUGGAAUAUUGUGUGGGUGGUCUUCAAGAUAUGUUAGAACAUUCUCCAGGAAGUAAAUUUCCAUGUUGGCAAGCUCAUAAUUAUUUCAGUCAAUUAAUUAAUGGACUUGAAUAUUUACAUAGCCGUGGAAUAAUCCAUAAAGAUAUCAAACCAGGAAAUUUAUUGCUCACACUUGAUGAAACACUUAAGAUAUCAGACUUUGGAACUGCUGAGGCAUUAUCACCCUUUGAUCCUGAAGGUAUUUGUGCAUCUAGUCAAGGAUCACCAGCAUUCCAACCUCCUGAAAUAGCAAAUGGAGCUGAUGAUUACUCUGGCUUUAAAAUAGAUAUAUGGAGCAGCGGUGUUACAUUGUACAAUUUAGUAACAGGAGAAUAUCCAUUUGAAGGUGAUAAUGUUUAUAGAUUAUUUGAAGCAAUUGGAAAGUGUAACAUAAAAAUUCCAACCUAUGUAACUGAACCAUUGAGAUCUUUACUGGUUGGAAUGCUUAAAAAAGAUCCAGAGAAACGAUUUAGCAUACGAACUAUACAAACACAUCCAUGGUUUGUUUGUAGACAUCCAAGAACUUCUGAAAAAGUGCCUAUUCCUCCAUUGCGUGGUGAUUCAAUGCAUAACAUGACUGUAUUACCAUAUCUGUUCAACUAUCAUUCGUGUGAAACACCUUCAGAAAAUGAAGAAGAAUAUAUCACAGAAAAACUAAUUAAAGAUCAACAGAACGGGAGUACACCUGAUCCCAUUGAUAAUGCUAAUGAUCCAUCUAAACGACCUUGGCACAAGCCGAUCAUGUUUAAUGUAAAAAAAAUGACUGCUUGUCGAUUGUCAUGACAAUUGUCACUCAUUUAUGUACUGCAUCUUUAAUAUUGUUUUAUAUUGUGACCAUUAUUGGUCAAAAAGAAUUUAUUUUUUAUUUUUUUGAGUAUGCUUGUUAAGUGAUGUUUUUUGCCUUGGUAGAAUCAAGUCAAGUAUAUGUGAAACAUUUAUGUUUUUUUUUUUUU